AUGCGGGGAAGCGGGAAUGCAUGGUACUAUGGCGACUCCCGACCCGAGAUAAGAGCGGCUGCUAAUGACUGGCAUGUCGCCAUCCCCACGUCCUAUGAGCCCGAGCCCGCUCAGCGGUCAAGACGGUACCGAGACCGUGGCCUCAAAGCCUCCAGUGUACGCCUACCCCACCUCGUACCCCUCAGGUCUGGUAGUAAGAGGUAUACCAGACCUUGGAGCUCAGACGAUGAGGCGCGCCAGAAGGUGAGGCGACCCGCCAGCCAACCACCUCGGGCCUCCCAGGCAUGUCGGUCUUGUGCGGCGUCCAAGGUGCGCUGCGACGAUCUUCUGACCUGUCGGCGAUGUCGGAAGAAGGGUGUGUCUUGUGUGAGGCCCGCACAUUGGCGAGAAGGCGAAACGGCUGAACCUCAUUCAUCAAUCGAGAGCCGUGCCCCUGAAACAAGGCUCCCUGGUCAUGGCAGUUCCUCUAGCUCUCGAGCCCACUUACUGGCUCCCGUUUCGCCAUCAAGCGUUGAUUCUCGCCUUGUGGGAAGCACAGCGCCGGAUGCGAACUCCAACUUGCUUCUCAUUACUGAUAACACUCAAGACCAGUCCCUGGCCAACUCUGCCUCGAUGGUGAACUAUGGCUCUCCUCAGUCAAUCAUCGCGGUAGAUCCUCUCCUAUCACUUGGGGAGGUGCCAUACAUGGACGGUAUCUUCGAAUUCCCAUUCCUCACCCCUCAUGAAUUGUCUGGCUUGGCAGGUUUCUACAGUGGACCGAGCGAGCAAGCCGUGGACUCCUUUUUCCACAGUCUUGAUCACCAUGACUCUCAACAGAGCCCACGAGGCGACCGAGAGAGGGCGGACGCCCUAACACCAGCAAGCCUGACGUCAAAUGAGGCAACCAUCUCCAGUGAGGCUGUCAAGGCCUAUGAUCACGCGCUGGGCAACUGGCGUCCGCGACCAAGAGAUUAUCUGACUCAGGACAUAAUGUCACUUUCGAUAACGCCCAAGGAACAGACUUCAAUGCGGGGUCGAAUGGGCUACUUUGAUCCAACUGUGAUCCCUGACCAGAUACCGUCGGCUAGGAGGGAUGAGAUGGUUAUCGUUGCGAGCCACUGCUUCGCGACCAGCCGGUCAACACAGCCCAUACCCUGUUUCCCCUCUGUCGAAAUCCUUGAUGAGCUACUCAAGAUCUUUCUAACGGCACAGAAGGACCAGCCCAUGAGUUUCAUUCAUAUUCCGCACUUCUCUGUCUCCAGCUGCGAGAUUUCACUCCUCAUGGCUUGUAUCGCAGCCGGAGCUGCUUCAUCGCCCAACCUGACCGCCCACCGGUUUGGGCUUGCUUUGGUGGAAGUUUUGCGCCGGGAUCUCCCGACCCAGGCCGAGCAGGAGAAUACCCUCACUCGGACAACCCCCUAUGUUCAAGCUCUGGUCAUCGUAUCAGAUGUCGCACUCUGGAGUGGAGACAAGCGAAAGUCGGAAAUAUCUGACAUACAGUCCGCGUUCGCCACCACGCGGGCCAUGGUGAGGAACACGCCAUCACAGGUCUCGUGCACUGAGGUCUCCAUACCGGUUCCGGAAAAGAAUCAGCUUUGGCUCGCGCGCUCGGCGGGUGAGUGGACGGCCUUGUAUCUUGGACUCCAAGACCCUGUCCACAGUCAGAGGUCGACUCUGACGGGAUGUCUCGCCAACGGCCUAGUGGCUCGGCCUCUUCCACCACAGCAAGAUCGCGAGUUGGCCAUGCUGCUGAUAGCGUACUCUCUGUUGUCAAUGCUGGUGGAAGACCGACGCCGCAUUGUUGCUUUCAAGACUGACGCUGAACUUGACCUGACAUGUCACAUUCUUCCUGGAUCAUCGAUUGCACGUCAUAUCGCCUCGCUCAUGGACGAGCUUCGUGGUGAAAUCGACAUGGAUGUACCAACCCCUGGGUCCGUUGCAACAGCAUUCAUCUUUGAGUUCUACAACUUCAACGCCGCGAGCCCUAACCAUUUGACGGAAGCAUUGCUGGGCAGCGGGAGGAACAUUCCUGCCUGCGAGGCCUUGGACAGGCUGAAAGAGUGGCGGAAAUCUCGACUAGCGAGAGUUGCUGUCUGGCACGCAGGGCAGAUUUUCCGUGUCUGCAGAACGACUCGCCCAAAGGACAGGAGCAACUUUCACAUCUACGCCCUAUUCCACGCCGCCUUGUGCCUCUGGACGUAUGGCAGUGUUGCUGCCAUGGCAUCGACAGACGCCGUCGACACUCGCAAUUCUGAGGCUGUAGGUAACAGGCCCAAGAUUCGAGUGGAUGGCAUAGAGACUCUCCGUAGUCAGCGUUGGAUAAGUCAUAACCAUGGUAUGGCGUACAUUCCCAAAUCAAGAGACGGGAUUGGGGCGAUGGAUCAGGCCACGGAGUUGGCCCCGAUUGCCCCCGAACAUGCCUCGGAGGACUCUUUCAUGUCACCACUACUGGAUGUAGACGGCAAGUCGUUGAGCAUCUAG
Messenger RNA from Fusarium vanettenii 77-13-4, 2460 nucleotides. RefSeq lists its product as uncharacterized. Lineage: Eukaryota; Fungi; Ascomycota; Sordariomycetes; Hypocreales; Nectriaceae. The coding region runs from base 1 to 2460 and encodes 819 amino acids. The transcript has 6 exons. Gene Ontology annotation, molecular function: DNA-binding transcription factor activity, RNA polymerase II-specific; zinc ion binding. Gene Ontology annotation, biological process: regulation of DNA-templated transcription. The record is from RefSeq and is a predicted model, not a curated record.